This is a messenger RNA of Oreochromis aureus, 1519 nucleotides long. It is a transcript of the gene ttc1, whose product is annotated as tetratricopeptide repeat domain 1. Gene Ontology annotation, molecular function: protein binding. The record is from RefSeq and is a predicted model, not a curated record. The transcript is spliced from 7 exons. Bases 451 to 1353 code for a protein of 300 amino acids. Lineage: Eukaryota; Metazoa; Chordata; Actinopteri; Cichliformes; Cichlidae.
AGGAAGUGACGUCAGGGAGCGUGGUCGCGCAGAUUCACCGGUGUUUACAGGUGAGACCGAAAAGCAGCUGAUUGUAACGUUUCUGUGGUUAUCGAUCUGCAACGGACCGUCACCUCGAUGACGUCAGGCGGAACCGUGAUGUUGGAUGCGGCUGACACGUGCGUGUAGAGUCCCAGCUGACCGUUAGCUUAGCUGUUAGCAUAUAGCUUCGUAGUAAACAAACAGAAACCUGACCAGUGUUCAAUACCCGCUGAUCAGCAGGAAGUGACGCAGACGCGCUGAUCCUGCGGUGGCUGAUCAGCUGAUCACCACAGAAGAAGAGUGAGGCUGAGCAGGAACUGAAGCUGUUAGCUCAGUCACAGCUAGCCGGCUAACACUGGCUCUGUGUGACGUCAAAGGUCAGGCCUCUAAUCGGUUAGUUAAAUUUUUAUUUUAUCUCAGAGUUUCAGAAUGAGCGGAGGAGGCAUACAGAGACACAGCAGGGCCGAGGAGGAAGAGGAGGAGGAGGAGGAGGAGCACGAGGAGGACUUCUAUGACUGUCCGGACACGCUGGAGCCUCCUGACCCCACUGCAGGAGGAGAGGAGAGCCAGCAGGAUGUUCAUUUUAAACACACACAGAUUGAACGAGGAGACACAGAGAGGGAGGCAGCAGAAGGACACCAGGGAGAGGAGCGGGGAGACAGACUGAAGGAAGAGGAGGAUGAGAAGGAGGUGAAAGCUCUGCUGGAGACAGAGGAUGUGAAGCAGGGGGAGGAGGGGGUAGACGGGCUGAAGGAAGAGGAGGAGGUGAAGGAGCAACAAGAUGGAGACUCCCUGCGUGACUCUGACUCAGAGCUGAAGGAGGAGGUGGGCCCAGCCGUAGAGUUUGAUGAUGAUUACCUGAGGGAGGUGGAAAAGGAGCUGACCGAGGAGGAGAUGGAGAGUCGACGGCAGCAGAGCAUCAGUCUGAAGGAGGCGGGAAACGCCCACUUUAAGAGGGGAGACUGGGCGGAGGCGGGGCGAAGCUACACGGAUGCGCUGUCUGUGUGCCCCGUCUGUUUCAGCAGAGAGCGAGCCGUGCUGUUCUCCAAUAGAGCCGCCGCGAGGCUGCACCUGGAUCUGAAGGAGCAGGCGAUCUCAGACUGCAGCAGAGCAAUAGCGCUGGAUCCUGACUACCUGCGGGCGCUGCUGAGGAGGGCGGAGCUUUACGAGCAGACAGAGAAGCUGGACGAGGCUCUGGAGGACUACCAGAAGGUGCUGGAGCGAGACCCAAACAAUGUUGCUGCCAGGCAGGCGGCCAUGAGGCUGCCUCAGCAAAUCCAGGAGAGGAACGAGAAGCUGAAGGAGGAGAUGCUUAGUACGUACUGCACCUGAACACAUCCUUAAUCAAUCAUCCAUGAAUGUGUGGUAAGCUGAAGGACCUGGGUAACAUGAUCCUGCGGCCGUUCGGACUCUCCACCAACAACUUUCAGGUGAACCAGGACGCGGCCAGCGGUGCCUACUCCAUCAACUUCAUCCAGAACCCCAACAACAACAACAG